Molecule: messenger RNA, 1443 nt
Organism: Nicotiana attenuata
Lineage: Eukaryota; Viridiplantae; Streptophyta; Magnoliopsida; Solanales; Solanaceae
Exons: 6
Coding region: 1-1443 (480 amino acids)
Molecular function (GO): nucleic acid binding
Source: RefSeq, a predicted model, not a curated record
AUGACUCAUUUACAUCAACAAAGACUUAUGCAGUUCUUAGAUGGACUGAAUGAUACAUAUGAUCAAGCUCGUAGACAAAUUUUAAUGAAGACAACUGAACCCACACUUAAUCAGGCAUAUGCACUUAUAACACAAGAUGAGAGUCAGCAAUAUGCAGGAGGUGGAGUUCCAGGUCAUAAGUCGGAUCCCUUAGCAAUGCAAGCAGGCAGAGGUCAAGGAUUUCGUGGAAGGAAACAAUUUAUGCAAUGUGAGCAUUGUCAUAUGAGAGGACACACAAAAGAAAAUUGUUAUAAAAUAGUAGGAUACCCUGAAGAUUUCAGAAGGAGGAAAACAUACCAUUCUAAGGGGAUUCUAACAACUACAAAUCAUGUGGAAGGUUCUGUGAGUCAUGAAGAAGGAAACAUGGCUCAGAGUUCACAAGGAACAUCAGACACAUCACAUGCUAGAGGGGGAGACCACUUCUUUACAGAAGCACAAUAUCAGCAGAUUCUAGAUUUAUUGAGAGACUCACCACCAAAUGACAUAAAGGACCUUUACAAUGGCAGGGUGAAGGCCAUUGGUAAAGAGAAUGAAGGUUUGUACAUUCUGAAAAGAAGAGGAAUCAAGCUUUUAGCAGCAAAUGUGGAUGUAAGAGGUUCAAGUGCUGAAACAACUCACUUGUGGCAUGAGAGAUUAGGCCAUGCUUCUGUUCCUGUAAUGCAGCAUGUUCCUUUUUUGCAUAAUAAAGUAGAUGAUAAUAUGCAGAAUAAGUGUACUUAUAAGAGUGAAACUAUUGUUUUUCUGAAACAAUUCAUAUCCAUGGUCAAGACACAAUUUGAUACUUGUGUUAAAGUUGUGAGAACAGAUAAUGGGAAAGAAUUUUUCAAUACACAGUGGAAUGAGUUCUUGCUAUCUCAGGGAAUCAUUCACCAAAACUGCCGGAUACUAAAUGGGAAAAGCCCUUAUGGAAUGCUGUAUGGUAGAGAGCCCUCAAUAGCACAUUUAAGGGUUUUUGGAUGCUUGUGCUAUGCCACAAAUCUGACCCAAGAUGAUAAAUUUGGUGCAAGGGAUAGACAGGCUGUUCAUAUGAGGGAUGUAUCCUUUAGGGAGAAUGAGUUUCCGUUUAGGAAAAUGACACAACAUUCAUUUACAACCAAUGACUUUAGUUCUAGUUUCUUGGAGAUAAUUGAUGUGCAGGGUCAACCAGAUGAACUACCAGCAGACAUAGGUACCAGUUCACCAUCAGAGGAUGGGAACAUUGGAUUGAGUACUGAAACAUCAGCAGCAGAAGUUCUGGAAGAACCACCAGAGUCAUUUGAAAAUCAUGAUGCUGCUGUGCUGGAGAGUGUUGAAGAUACAGCUGCUGUUUCACUUACUCAAGAUGGUGUCAAUGAAGAUAUUCAACAUGGGGAAGACACACUUAGACUCAACCUGUUUCCAAUGUACCAACUAGACAGUCUCUAA